This is a messenger RNA of Lentinula edodes (shiitake mushroom), 1050 nucleotides long. RefSeq lists its product as uncharacterized. Lineage: Eukaryota; Fungi; Basidiomycota; Agaricomycetes; Agaricales; Omphalotaceae. The coding region runs from base 1 to 1050 and encodes 349 amino acids. The record is from RefSeq and is a predicted model, not a curated record. The transcript has 9 exons.
AUGGAUGCAGAAGAAGAGCCACCUCAUCAUGGAGUAUAUGCUCCAUCGCCGCGGGCAUCCAACUUUCCACUGGCAAUGCACUCUUGGAGGGACGACGACAAGGUUAUUGACAGUGAGGAUGAGGCGAUAGAAUAUAGUAGCCGCUCUAGUGAAUAUAGUGACACAGAUCGGAGCAUCCUGGAUGUUGUUGAGUUGAAUGCUUUUGUGUCAAUUGAUUCACUGACUGAGCAUGUUCUUAGCUCAAGCAGUACUCCAAGGCCUACCAUGACUGAUAUUGAGGAUCUGAUAGUUGGAUUAACGACGAGUGCGUCCAUCUCGUCAACCACUGAUACUCAAAUCCUCAGAAAGAUGGACCCAGCCAGCACUCCGAAACCCACCACAUGUGCCAUUGAUAGUCAGAUACCCGAGUGUACGGAGAAUGUUUCCAUGUUGUUGAGCCCUGAAGCUCUAUUUGGGCAGAUGACUACAGAACCUAUUAUGAGUGGCAUCGAAGAUCAGAUUCCAACGAAGGCAUCUUCAUUGUUGACCACUGAUACUCCGAUGGAGAAUUUAGCCAGCUCUCUACCAGGACACACAAUGGACAACCUCGAUACUCGAGGGAAGAAUAUCUCAGCCAGUCCUUCGGAGGGACCAGGUCGUCCGGCAGAUGAUCCGGGUCGUUUUCCUGAGGGACCAGGACAUCCUUCGGAAGGCCCAGAACACCCAAAAUGGUUUCAAAAUGUUGUUAUAGUUGAUGACCUUCAACUCUCCCGAAUUUUGUUCAAGGCGGGUGCUCUGAUUUACCUGCUCUUCCUCAUCAGAGUGCUUCAGAAGAUCUAUGCAACGUUUUGGAGCCAACCCCUUGCUGUUGCUGUUGGAAAUCUGACUUUGAGUAUUGUGUUGUUCAUUCUGAUCCAUUACCAUCCCCCAAUGCCAGUCCAACUCAAAGUCACUAAAAAGUUCGGAAUUCCACAAGUUGCAAUUGAUGCUAAGAUCUUUAUAGGGUCCUUCACAUGUGUCUCAUUCAUGAUAAAGAUGGUCCUCAUUAUCGGAGAGUUAGUAGCUUAUUAG